Vigna unguiculata (cowpea) is the source of this 1629-nucleotide messenger RNA. Its product is annotated as serine carboxypeptidase-like 11. Gene Ontology annotation, biological process: secondary metabolic process; proteolysis. The record is from RefSeq and is a predicted model, not a curated record. NCBI's taxonomy places the organism in Eukaryota, Viridiplantae, Streptophyta, Magnoliopsida, Fabales, Fabaceae. Gene Ontology annotation, molecular function: acyltransferase activity, transferring groups other than amino-acyl groups; serine-type carboxypeptidase activity.
AUCUGGUUCACUAUGGACUUCUACUUUCCCUACUUCUUUUAUCGCACUAUUCCUUUCAACCUGCAUCUUCUGCCUCCAGAGUGAAGUUCCUUCCAGGAUUCGAGGGACCUCUUCCUUUUGUUCUUGAAACUGGGUACGUGGGAGUGGGAGAAUCAGAGGAUGUGCAGACAUUUUACUACUUCAUUCAAUCAGACAACAACCCCAAGGAAGAUCCUCUCUUGCUUUGGCUUAGCGGUGGUCCUGGUUGUUCCUCCUUAAGUGGAUUUUUUCUUGAAAUAGGUAUGUUUUUUUAUAUUUUGUUUUGAGCAUAGAAAGAGGCAUUGCUAUGUUUCCUUAGCAUUGAAACGGGAGGAAUACAAUGGGACCGCACCCAAUUUGAUCUUCAGGAAUCAAUCAUGGACCAAGGUUAGUAGCAUUAUAUUUGUGGACUUGCCUGUUUUCACAGGCUUUACUUAUGCCAGAACGGAACUUGCUGCUCAAAGUAGUGACACGGUGUUAGCUAGUCAAGGCCAUCAAUUUUUAAGAAAGUGGUUAAUUGAUCAUCCAAAUUUUUUGUCGAAUGAAGUUUACAUUGGUGGUGAUUCAUACUCUGGCAUUCCCCUUCCAGCAAUUGUUCAAGAAAUUGCACAAGGAAAUGAAAAGGGGUUUCAACCAAGGAUAAAUCUCCAGGGAUACAUUUUGGGGAAUCCAUUCACAACGAGAAGGGAGCCAAACUAUGCAAUCCCCUUUGCUCAUGGAAUGGCACUUAUUUCUGAUGAAUUAUAUGAGUCAUUACAAAAGAAUUGUAAAGGAAACUACAUCAAUGUGGACCCCGAAAAUAUAUUAUGCUACAGAGAUAUGGAAUCAUUCAAUAAGCUUGUAUCAGGAAUUUUUGAAUACAAUAUUUUGGAGCCAUGGUGUGAGAAGGAUGAGAACCAACCUCCUUUAAGAAGAUCCCUAAUUGAGAAAUUCCCUAGAAAGAACUUCUUGAAAACUGAUCUCAAAUUACUAGUCGUAACAUGUCCAACUUAUACGGAUUUCCUAUCUGAUUAUUGGACAAAUGAUGAUAAUGUUCGAACCGCACUUCAUAUUCACAAGGGAAGUAUAGGAACAUGGAUUAAAUGUCAUCGUGAUAGACGUUUCAAGUACGAUAUCUCGAGUAGUGUUGAAUAUCAUGCAAAUCUUAGUAGAAAAGGCUAUCGUUCACUAAUAUAUAGUGGCGAUCAUGACAUGGUAUUUCCUUUCUUGGGAACUCAAGAAUGGAUGAGAUCAUUAAACUACUCUAUUGUUGAUGAUUGGAGGCCAUGGAAUUCAAAUGGCCAAGUUGCAGGAUACACAAGGACUUACUCUAAUCAAAUGACAUUUGCAACUGUGAAGGGUGCAGGCCACAUAGCUCCGACGCACAAACCCAAAGAAUGUUUUGACAUGUUCAGUAGAUGGAUAUCUAAGAAGGCGUUAUAGGAAAACUUGAAGGCCAUUUGCUAUCCUGUCGAGUAUCGAAUUUUCCUGUUUCCUAAUAAAUGUGUGUUUAUGAAUCCAAAAAUAAUAUUAUACCUUCGAAAUAUAAAACGAUGGAUUCAAUAGUUCUAUUAUGUAAUGUUUUUAUUUUGAAUUAUCACAUAAAAUAGUAUGAUAUUGUUAGUUUUGAAA